GACAACAAAUAUGGCGGAGAGGAGCAGGACGGCAGAGACGGGCAGUGCCAUGGGAAGUGAUGAUAUCAUAGCAGGGAACGUGAGCAAGUACAUUGUUCUCCCAGCUGGUUACUGUGGGCAGCCCAAAAAAGGACAUCUUAUAUUUGAUGCCUGUUUUGAAAGUGGGAACCUUGGCAGGGUGGACCACGUCUCAGAGUUUGAGUAUGACCUCUUCAUCAGGCCAGACACCUGCAACCCUCGCUUCCGAGUCUGGUUCAACUUCACCGUGGAAAACGUGAAGGAAUCACAGCAGGUAUCAGCAGGAGUGGGUAUGACCAUGCUUUUCAGCUAUCCAAGACAGGAGAGAGUAAUUUUCAAUGUUGUCAACUUCAGUAAAACAAAAAGCCUCUACAGAGAUGGGAUGGCUCCAAUGGUGAAAUCCACAAGCCGACCAAAAUGGCAAAGAAUCCCCUCCAAAAACGUGUAUUACUACCGCUGCCCAGACCACAGGAAGAACUAUGUCAUGUCCUUUGCUUUCUGCUUCGACCGAGAGGACGACACCUACCAGUUUGCCUACUGCUACCCCUACACCUACACUCGCCUGCAGCACUACCUGGACACCCUCCAGAGGAGGAACAUGGACUACUUCUGCAGGGAAUUGCUGGGGCUCAGCGUGCAGAAGCGGCGGCUUGACCUCCUGACAAUAACCAGCCCCGCAAACCUGUGUCCAGGGGCUGAACAGAAGGUGGUGUUCAUCACAGCACGGGUCCAUCCUGGGGAAACUCCCUCUUCCUUCGUCUGCCAAGGUAUAAUUGAUUUCCUCGUGAGCCACCAUCCAAUUGCAAAAGUACUGAGAGACCACCUGGUGUUCAAGAUUGCUCCCAUGCUCAAUCCUGAUGGAGUUUACCUAGGAAAUUACAGGUGCUCCCUGCUGGGCUUCGACCUGAACCGGCACUGGGCCAAUCCCUCUCCGUGGGCUCACCCCACCCUGCACGGGGUGAAGGAGCUCAUCAUCGACAUGUACAACAACCCGAAGAUUAACCUGGAGUUCUAUAUCGACAUCCAUGCCCACUCCACCAUGAUGAAUGGCUUCAUGUAUGGGAACAUCUUCGAGGAUGAGGAAAGAUUUCAGAGACAGGCUGUUUUUCCCAAGCUACUCUGUCAGAAUGCUGAAGACUUCUCUUAUUCCAGCACGUCGUUCAACAGAGACGCUGUGAAGGCUGGGACAGGCCGGCGCUUCCUGGGAGGGCUCCUCAAUGACACAUCCUACUGCUACACUCUGGAGGUCUCCUUCUACAGCUACAUCCUGGCUGGAGCUGCUCCUGCUGUGCCCUACACUGAAGAAGCCUAUAUGAAGCUUGGAAGAAAUGUGGCCAGGACAUUCUUGGAUUACUACAGGCUGAACUCCUUGGUGGAGGGACCACUCGCACCGACUCCUAAAACUCGGAAGGACAAUGUGCCACCCUAUAAAUGCACUGCCCAGCGGGGCCCAGGGAACAGCCACGCUGGAGGAAAACCCGAGAAGAGGAGCCUGAAGGACUCAUCUGUGUCCACACGCUGAGAGAGGAGAGGAGAGGAGAGGAGAGGAGAGGAGAGGAGAGGAGAGGAGAGGAGAGCUGUAGGGCAAGGUGGAGGAACACGUCGCAGUCAGGAAUCGAUGAUGUUUCUCUUUUUUUUUCCCUCAGACAAAUAUUUCUAAGAUAACAAAUAGUCCAAGGAGCAAAGAGGCAGAGGGAAAUUAGCUAGAAAUUUUACUAUUGAUUCUUUUUUAUUUAUAGAUGGUGAAUCAAUUUCAGGGGUUUUUUUUUGGUUCUUUUUCCCUCUCUGUGAGGGGGAAAAAAAGAGUGAACUGAUAGAUUUGCAGAAAUCAUUUGUGGUGUCUGAAAAGCUAUUUGUUAAAAUGAGAAAGCCUCUCCUUCCUCCACUAGUCCCCUUCUCUCUCUUUAAAGGGGUAAUCCAUACAAUGAGCUAAUGAGGGAGUCCUGGCUUCUCUACUGCACCAUCUGAUGUCUCCCCUUUUAGUGCUGGGCUCAGAAGCCCUUAUGCCUACUGCAUGUGCUAGUCCUGUUAGCUUGCAUUAAGAGAGCCUGAUAAAUAGCUUCUGGGAGCCAGGCAGGUGCUCCUCAGUGUGCAGUUUAUCAUCCACUGCAUGGCUGGGUUUUUUGCUCUUCUAUCAGAUCAUUUGAGGAGAGGGGUCGUGUGAGAAAUGGGACUGUCAGCCUGCAGCAUGAAACUUGCUGUGAGACCUGUCCAACAGGCAGGGACAGUGGUCCUCCAUCAAAAACUGGGGUCUAGAAAGACCAGACUAGCCAAGAGAUGUAUGACUG
Melozone crissalis (California towhee) is the source of this 2306-nucleotide messenger RNA. RefSeq names its product BEN domain-containing protein 5-like. Lineage: Eukaryota; Metazoa; Chordata; Aves; Passeriformes; Passerellidae. The transcript is spliced from 14 exons. The record is from RefSeq and is a predicted model, not a curated record. Bases 11 to 1540 code for a protein of 509 amino acids. Gene Ontology annotation, biological process: proteolysis; negative regulation of DNA-templated transcription. Gene Ontology annotation, molecular function: DNA binding; metallocarboxypeptidase activity; zinc ion binding.